Molecule: messenger RNA, 2606 nt
Organism: Adelges cooleyi (spruce gall adelgid)
Lineage: Eukaryota; Metazoa; Arthropoda; Insecta; Hemiptera; Adelgidae
Gene: Plod
Product: procollagen-lysine,2-oxoglutarate 5-dioxygenase
Exons: 16
Coding region: 268-2463 (731 amino acids)
Biological process (GO): peptidyl-lysine hydroxylation
Cellular component (GO): endoplasmic reticulum
Molecular function (GO): L-ascorbic acid binding; iron ion binding; procollagen-lysine 5-dioxygenase activity
Source: RefSeq, a predicted model, not a curated record
AGCCCCGCUGCUGGCAACGACCGACAAAAGUGCGGCCGACGUCAGUCGCAAUAGUAUUGUAAUAGACACAGUGAUUUGUGCCGUCGUCCCUGAUGGUAAUUGAAUUAACGUUAAUUUGUGCGUAACGCGGUGGUUUCCGUGUACCCGUUCUGACCGGCAAAAUGUGUUCAUAAACUCGAACAAUCUCAAAUAUAAUAAUAAUAUUACCCAUCCACCUAAUAGGUGUAUAAAAUUACAAAGUUACUUGUACACUGGAAAACGAUCAAAAUGAGAAUACACACUGUUCUUGUGGCGACCGUCUUUGCUUUUUUGCCAUAUUCGGAUAUCGUAUCCGCCGACACCGACACCGACCAGAAUUUGCUGAUCAUAACAGUUGCGUCUGAAAAAACCGAUGGCCUUAAACGAUACCUUCAUUCGGCCAACACUUACAAUCUCAAAACCAAAAUAGUCGGUCUCGACAAACCAUGGUUGGGCGGAAACAUGAAAAGCGUGGGCGGCGGCUACAAACUUAAUUUAUUUCUCGAAGCUCUCGAGCCAUAUAAGGACAACGACAACUUGGCUGUUCUACUGACUGAUGCGUACGACGUAGUGUUGUUAGCAAACAGCAGCACAAUUUUAAACAAAUUUAACAAAUUUGACGCUUCAAUCGUGUUUUCUACCGAAAAAAGUUGUUGGCCGGACGUUAAAUUAGCCAGUCAGUAUCCUGUGGUCGAACAGGACGGUUAUCGAUUCAUAAACUCUGGAGCUUUCAUCGGCUACGCGAGCGAACUGUAUAAACUCUUGUCGGAAAAACCUAUAAAAGAUUUGGACGACGAUCAAUUGCACUUGACAAAGCUGUUUUUAAACGCCGAACUUAGAGAAAAACUUAACAUCAAGUUGGACAACUAUGCCAGUCUGUUCCAAAGUCUUUACGCCGUCGAAGACGACGUCAGGUUGAGGCUGGUCAACAAAUCGUACGUGCUGGAAAAUGUACGUUUCAAUACUCAUCCGGCUCUGGUUCACGGCAACGGAGUGUCCAAAAUGACGUUAAACAGCUACGCAAAUUAUAUACCCAACAAAUGGUCUCCCGAAAUAGGAUGCGAUUUCUGCAAAGACGGCAAUUUGGAUUUGUCCACUUUAAACCAAGAAAACUAUCCGAUAGUUUUGAUAUCUGUAGUUAUCGACAGGCCUACGCCGUUCUUUGAAGAGUUUUUGGAAAAAAUCCAGAACCUUGACUACCCAAAAACUAGGAUAUUUCUAUCAAUAACAACAUUGGUAGCCUACCAUAAAGACCAAGUGGAUCGUUUUAUUUCUAGAGUAAGCGAUCAAUACAACGGCACGUUUGUUUUCCAUAAGACCGCCGACGACGGCAUUCACUCUCGUCAUUUUGCAUUUUCGCUGUGCACGAGCAAGUCGUGUGAUUACUUAUUCUACGUAGAAAGCGAGGCACACUUGGACAACUCCGAAGUGUUAAAAGUAUUAAUCCAACAGAACAAAAAAAUAAUUGCCCCAAUGUUAACGCGGCCUUUUAAGGCGUGGUCAAACUUUUGGGGCGCUUUAUCUAAAGAUGGAUUUUACGCUCGGUCGUUUGAUUACAUGGAUAUUGUCAAUUACAACAAAACAGGCGUAUGGAACGUACCAUACAUAGCAACCUGUUACCUGAUGAAAGGCAAAAUUUUAGAUAACAAAAUCACUAGACCUUCGUACAAACAAGAAGACAUGGACUACGAUAUGGCUUUUUCAAAAUCGUUGAGGGACAAAGGAGUUUUUAUGUAUGUCGAUAACCAAUACACGUACGGUCAUUUGAUCGAUUCGGAAACGUUUGACACUACUUUGAAACACCCCGAAGUCUAUCAGUUGUUCGAAAAUCGAUACGACUGGGAACAACGCUACAUUCAUCCGGAAUAUAUGGAAAACUUUAACCCCGACAAGGACCCCGCACAGCCUUGUCCGGACGUUUUUUGGUUCCCCAUCGUCACUGAAAAAUUCUGCACAGAGUUCAUCGACAUCAUGGAAAAUUUCGGUCAAUGGUCUGACGGCACGAACAACGACCCGAGAUUGGACACCGGAUACGAAGCCGUGCCGACCAGAGACAUUCACAUGAGACAAGUCGGUUUGCACAAAGUGUGGCUUAAAUUCUUAAAGCUAUACGUUUCCAGAUUGCAAGAGCAUGUGUUCCUCGGCUAUUACUCGGACGGACCUCCACGUUCGAUAAUGAACUUUGUCGUCAAGUACAACCCGCACGGUCAGGCUUCGUUGAGGCCUCAUCACGAUUCGUCUACUUACACGAUAAACAUCGCCUUGAACAAGCCCGGUAUAGACUAUCAGGGCGGUGGUUGUCAUUUCCUGAGGUACAAGUGUAAAGUGACCGACAUGAAGGUCGGUUGGAUGUUAAUGCACCCCGGACGACUGACUCACUAUCACGAGGGUCUUGAAGUGACCAACGGCACAAGAUACAUUAUGAUAUCUUUCGUCGACCCGUGAACGAAACAUAUUUCUCGAUACGCUAGAUUAAUUAACUAUUGAAACGACGACGUCUCUCUCUUGCUUUUUUAUGUUUCUUUCUUAACAAUCUUUUUGACUCUUUUGCUUUUUUUAUUUAUACUAAAUAAAUCAAAUUUUUAUAA